AAACCUUCUCGCCUUCAGCCCCUGAGAGAAACCCAAACCGCCAACCUCUCAAACCCGGCAACCAUCACCAGAAUCCAGCGGAGCCUCCGGGAUUUUCUUGAGAAAAGUGUUUCAAAGUGUUGCAAUCCAGAUUUUAAUAUGGAAGAUUCUAAUUUUUUCUUGGAUGAGCCGGUUGUAACUCAAGCUCGUGCUGGUGCUAAGUUUCAACCCAAGGCUAAACGUAAAGCGAAAGAUGAAACCUCUGGCUCAAUCGCUUCAAAACUUCCUGAUGUUAUGAAGGAAGAGGCAGUUAAAUUAGCAUCCGCUGGCUUAGAUGCAGUUCAGGUUGUCCAGCCUGACGAUGUUUUUGAUGGCACUAGGAGCUCGCAAGUAAUAAACCCUUCCCAAGUAGCUGUCUCAGAUUCUCUACUUGCCGAGGUUCUAGUUUCGAAUUCUUGUGAUGAUACAAAUUCUAGUUUUGGAAGAUCAGUUGGGGAGAAUGCAGAUUUAUUUUUUGGGUUGGAAUGUCUUGAUCAAUUUCUUACUCAAUCUUCUAAUAAUGACGGAGGUAUUCAGAUUGAUUUUGAAGAAACCGGGACACAGAAUAUUUAUUCAUUUCAGGAAGCAGGGGCCUUUCCUGAUGUGGAGACUCAAGAUAUUUUGUCUGAUACGACCAUUGGCUCUGGAAGGCGUGCUGGAAAAUUCAAACCCAAGCCCAGGUUACAAACUAGUGUAGUCACCACACAACCUGCUGUGGUUGAAUCUGUUAUGCAUCCUCCAAAUUCUCAGUUUGUUGAAACUAUGUGUGGAGAGAGCUCAAUUCCUGACAUUCCAAUGGAUGAUUUUCCUGAUUGUUCACCAAUGGAUUUAGGUGCUUUUAUUCCUCCAGAUCCUUCUACCACCAAAUAUCCAAUGAAUGAGGAACUAGCAGACCUCACAGAAGCUUCUAACCCAGGUGUUGACCUUUCUGGAGAUAUUCCUACCAUGCCUCAAAAAUUGAGUUCUAAUAUCAGGCCAAAGAAGGCCUCUCACGUAUCAAAUCCUUCUCCAAAGUCCAAACAGUCUUUCACUGGAGAUGAGGGGAAUGAAAAUGGAAAAGCAACAAAGCAGUUGAGAAAGUCAGUGACUAGUCCUCAGAUUGUUGAUGAUCCUAAGGAUGACACUUGUAAUGACGAUGGUAUAGCUUCCGAACUUCCACAUAGUUCUGCUAUAGAUGAGGAUAAAGAUGAUGAAGAUGGUGAAGAUGACGAUGACGAUGAUGAAUAUAAUGUGGAGAGUGCAUAUCCGAAAAGGAGAACCACUAGGACGUCAAAGAAAAACGUGAAUGAAAAUGAAAAACUGCUUCGAAAGCGUAAGAUAGCUAAUGAAGCUCAAAAGCGUAAGAAAGCCAAUGAACCAUCAGAUCAGCCAGCAAAAGAACAACGGAAGAAAUUUUCUCAUACAACUCGUAGAAAGAGAAGAUUUGUGGAUGAGUCUUUGCUGCACACCCCAGAGGAUGAAAUUGACUUUGCAAAGGUGGCCUUGAAGGAUAUCAUUCUGUUUGCAGAUUAUAAGGAGCGGUUAGCGAAGAAAGAGGCAAAAACAUCAAAAAUACCUUUGCCCAAUCAAAGUACUCGUCAGACAUUUGAUGAGGAAAAUGCUCAUGAUGAAGAAAGCUUCAUUGCUUCAGAACAAGACCAAGGCUUUACAGAUGAUCAAGUGAGUGGUAGGGCUCAAUCAAGUUCCUUCUGCUUAAAUUAUCAGUCUUACAUGGACAAAGAACCGAGAGCAAGAUGGUCAAAACAAGACACAGAAUUGUUUUAUGGGGCCAUUCGGCAGUUUGGGCCAGAUUUUUCAUUGAUACAACAACUUUUUCCUGGAAGAAGUCGUCAUCAAAUCAAGUUAAAAUUUAAGAAUGAAGAGCGUCGAUGUCCAUUUAAACUUUCUGAGGCUUUAGCAAGUCGUGAUAAAGAUCAUUCCUAUUUUGAGAAGGUGAUCAAGCAGUUGCAACAAGUUGCUGGGGCAGAGCAGGAGUCUCAUGGAGAUGUUUCAGUCGAUUUAACACGUGAAGAAGCAGUGUUGACUCCUAGAACUAAUGAGGAAGUAGCAAAACCUGAGCAGGAUGAGGAUAUAGCAGUCAGAGAUCAAGAAGCAGAUGUUACUGAAGAUCAUAGUACUUUGAAGCCUGAUGAAACUGAUGAUGAUCAUGAAAUAUUGAGUUCGUAUAGAAGUUCAUUUUAGGAAUCAAGAUCAGAAGAGGAGUGGUGUAGAUUUUUUUACCAUGUGGUGACUUUAUUGAUCACCCUCACUGAACCAACUUGAAUUUAGACUAUGAUUCUUCUCAAGUUUUACUGAAAUCCGAUUUCCUUAUCAUGCCAUAUGCUUUUAAGAAAAAGCUGAAAAUGAGUGUAUUGCUUAUUUCUAACGUAUUUCUAUGUUUUUUUCAUUUCACUUUUAGGCAAUUUUUUAAUCUGCUUUUGCAAAGGGCAAUUUCCGUAAAGGGGAUCGAAGGUGGGAUCCUUUUUCUUUAAGAAGAGAUAAAUAAUCAUCAAUUACAUUAUGUCCUAUUCAAAGGAUGUAUAUAUUGUAAGAACUCUAUUUAUAACUAUUUGUAUGUACCUUAUUCCUUUAAUAAUUCCGCUAGUCUUGCUGAUCAUUUGACAUGUAUUUUUUGUGUUGAUAUUAUAUUUGUUCAUAUAUACCAUUUGAAAGUCUUAUUAUUACACCAAAGUGCUAUUGGACAUCAAUUUCUUGAAGAGCAUUACCUGUGUUAUUGUUUUAAGGAUUCUCACAAUACGAUCACUUGCUACAAACAGACAUCAGAUUAGUGUAGCUCUUAUCAGAUCUGCCUCACUAAAAGUUUUCUAUUUCUUGAAAUUACUAUUGAGUUUGCUGUUGGCAUGCAUGAGGGCUAAUGACAAGGUCGGUCCCUCUACUGAACGAGUCAUACUUUAUUUGCAUGCAAGUUGAUUUCAGAUGAAUGUUAUGGCACCAUAUACAUCUCCAAGAGGACAAGAAUAGUACCAAUGAUGUUCAUUGAUGCUUUAAUUCUUAGUGUUUCGAAUUUGCCUCUAACAUCGUGUGUCUGCAUGUACAUAUGAUAAGAGAAACUUGUUCCCAGCUUGUGGUUCCUCUUAUUA
This is a messenger RNA of Durio zibethinus, 3098 nucleotides long. RefSeq names its product Homeodomain-like superfamily protein. Gene Ontology annotation, cellular component: transcription factor TFIIIB complex. Lineage: Eukaryota; Viridiplantae; Streptophyta; Magnoliopsida; Malvales; Malvaceae. Gene Ontology annotation, molecular function: TFIIIC-class transcription factor complex binding. The record is from RefSeq and is a predicted model, not a curated record. Gene Ontology annotation, biological process: RNA polymerase III preinitiation complex assembly.